AUGAACACCAUAACAGCACUGCAGUACUACAUCGACAAGAUGCUUAGCGACACGCCAGGCAUGAAGGUCCUUCUCCUAGACCAGGAAACGACACCCAUCAUCUCGAUGGUGGCGACCCAAUCUCAUCUCCUCCAAAAGGAGACCUACCUCGUGGACCGCAUCGAAAACAGUACCAGGGAUAAGAUGCGGCACUUGAAGUGUGUCUGUUUCCUGAGGCCGACUCCUGACUCGAUAGAGAAGCUGAUCCAGGAACUUCGGGACCCGUGUUAUGGCGACUACUAUCUCUAUUUCAGCAACCGCAUUAAGAAGACUGUAAUUGAGCGCCUUGCAGAGAUGGAUGAGCACGAAGUCGUACGGGAAGUUCAAGAAUACUAUGCUGAUUACUACGCCAUCAAUCCAGAUUGUUUCUCGAUCAAUCUCGAUUCAGCGACGAUACCGUUGUAUGGGGACUCUUUCACGGCAUGGGACAACACUAGCUUCACCAGGACUGUAGACGGGCUGCUGAGCGUGCUUCUCUCUUUGAAAAAGAAACCAUUGAUCCGGUAUCAGCAGAGAAGCGCAAUGGCCAAGCGACUCGCCACAGAAGUGCAGUUCCAAAUCCAGCAGGAAGGACAACUAUUUGAUUUCCGAAAGUCGGACACACCGCCCAUCCUGCUGAUUCUUGAUCGUCGCAACGAUCCUGUGACACCACUGCUUUCUCAAUGGACAUACCAGGCCAUGGUCCAUGAGUUGAUCGGAAUUCGUAAUGGAAGAGUAGACCUAUCAGGAGUGCCAGGGAUCAAACCAGAACUGAAGGAAGUUGUGCUGUCAUGCGACCAGGACGCCUUUUUUCAAAAGAACAUGUUUCUGAAUCUGGGAGAUUUGGGCGCCAAUAUCAAGAGUUACGUGGAUGAAUAUCAGACAAAGACCAAGUCCAACAUGAACAUCGAGUCGAUUGCAGACAUGAAGCGCUUUGUGGAGGACUAUCCCGAGUUCAGAAAGUUGUCCGGGAAUGUCUCGAAGCAUGUGACGCUCGUGGGCGAACUGAGUCGACUAGUCGAUCAAGGAAAUGUGUUGGAGGUCUCGGAAUUGGAGCAGAGUUUGGCAUGCUCGGAUUCUCACAACAACGAUCUCAAGAACUUGCAACGCCUGAUCAGCAGCCCAAAGGUCAGCGAUGGCAGUAAGAUCCGUUUGGUCCAGUUGUACGCGCUACGCUACGAAAAGUUCCAGGGUAACGCCGUUGCCUCUUUAAUCGAUCUGCUUUACAAGAGUGGAUUGAGUGAACGCGAAAUCGCUUCACUAGAUACCCUGAUGCAAUAUGGCGGUGCAUCUCAAAGACAGGACGAUUUAUUUUCGAACGAAAGUAUUCUCUCGCGUGGAAGGAGUGCGCUCAAAGGGCUUAAGGGAGUUGAAAACGUGUACACGCAGCAUCAACCUCAGCUGGCCCAAAUUCUGGAACAGCUGCUAAAGAUGCGACUCAAGGAGGCGAGUUACCCCUUUGUCGAGGGCUCAGCUAGUCGGGAUCGGCCUCAGGAUAUCAUUGUCUUUAUGGUGGGCGGAGCAACAUAUGAAGAGGCGAGAUAUAUUUCCAUGCUGAAUGCCGCUACUCCCGGGGCACGUAUUAUCUUUGGAGGCACGAGCAUUCAUAACAGUCAGAGCUUCCUACAAGAGCUGGUCCACACACAAAGGAGGAUGCCUAGUCAAGGAUCAGAUCCUAGCCGCGCACGGCACACGCAAGCAGGUCUUCCAUGA
Messenger RNA from Gamsiella multidivaricata, 1731 nucleotides. Its product is annotated as vacuolar protein sorting-associated protein VpsB. Gene Ontology annotation, cellular component: Golgi membrane. Gene Ontology annotation, biological process: vesicle-mediated transport; intracellular protein transport. The transcript has 10 exons. NCBI's taxonomy places the organism in Eukaryota, Fungi, Mortierellomycota, Mortierellomycetes, Mortierellales, Mortierellaceae. Bases 1 to 1731 code for a protein of 576 amino acids. The record is from RefSeq and is a predicted model, not a curated record.